CAGGCAUGCCACCCCAUGGCCCCGAAGGCCUUUGGCGCCAAAGACUCGCCCUCGGCGAUGGAGCUGCGGGAGGAGCUUGCGCGGCCCGCACAGCCCAGACCACCUGAGCUGCCCAGCUCGGACGAGGAGACCACUGCCACCUCCAGCCCCAGAGACAGCCGCAUUGAGACGCUGUCUCAGAUGGAGCUGACACUGGCGCGGCAGGUGAGUCGCUUUGAAGAGGCGGUGCGCGCCGCCGAUAGCGACUACAAGGAACUUCUGAAGUUCUUCGGCCAAGAGAACUCCAGGCCGGGGGGAUCUUCGCUGCUGGAGUCGCUGAAUGACUUCUGUGGCCAAGUGCGGAGUGCCUGGGAGGACCUCGAGCGCGCCGAGAAGCGCCGGCCCAAGUCCGUCACCACGCCCCGGAAGCCGCAGCCUACGCCCCGGCGCCGAGAUCCGAAGGACGCCGAGGCGGCGACCGCGGCGGCGGUGAGGGAAGCGAUGGCCCAGGAGCCGCAGGAGUCGCGAGACGACCAGCAGAAGCAAUGGCAAAGGCUUUGGUCCAUGCGGAACGACGUGGGCGCAUGAUGGCGGAGACUAGAGGAGACUGUUCCCUAU
This is a messenger RNA of Effrenium voratum, 597 nucleotides long. Lineage: Eukaryota; Dinophyceae; Suessiales; Symbiodiniaceae. The record is from the annotation of a GenBank genome assembly.